UCAAAUCGAUGGUCUUGUAUUCAAAAGGCCACUAAUAGCUUUGGUUCAUGCCUAGCUCAGGUUGAACGAUUAAAUCAAAACGGCAUGACUGAGCAGGAUAAGUUUGAUAAGGCGAAAAUUAUGUACCAAUCAGAAGAAAAGUGCAACUUUCUGUUCGAGCAUUGUUGGAACCUAUUAAAGGACCAACCUAAGUGGAUUUUGCGGGAUGCCGCAAAGCAAAGGAAGACGAUGGUCCCACCCUCGACCCCAACCACAACCCCAUCCCCAACGCGAAAUGUCAUUGAAGAUGAAGUUGUCGAAUUGGAUCGACCAAUGGGUAAGAAAGUUGCUGUAAAAAAACGAAAGGCUGAAGGUAAGCAAACUGAGGAAAUUAUUCAACUCAGAAAGAUGAAGUUUACACUUUUAGAGGAGGUGCAGGCUCAAGAGAAAGAGUAUUUUCGCCUUAAGACAUAG
Messenger RNA from Helianthus annuus (common sunflower), 453 nucleotides. RefSeq lists its product as uncharacterized. Bases 85 to 453 code for a protein of 122 amino acids. The transcript has 2 exons. NCBI's taxonomy places the organism in Eukaryota, Viridiplantae, Streptophyta, Magnoliopsida, Asterales, Asteraceae. The record is from RefSeq and is a predicted model, not a curated record.